AUGUUCUCGACCAGUAAAAUCAAAUCGGUUGAUUUUUACAGGAAAAUUCCCCGGGACUUGACCGAGGCAUCACUAUCAGGAGCUGGGCUGUCAAUUUUAGCAGCCUUUUCGAUGGUCUUCUUGUUUGGAAUGGAGCUGAAUGAUUAUUUGAGGGUAAGCACCUCGACAUCUGUUGUCGUUGACAAGAGUUCUGAUGGAGACUUUUUACGAAUUGAUUUCAGUAUGAGCUUUCCAGCACUGUCUUGUGAAUUUGCUUCCAUCGAUGUCAGUGAUGUCUUGGGAACAAACAGGUUGAAUAUAACUAAGACUGUCCGCAAAUAUUCAAUAGAUUCAAAUUUAAAUCCUACUGGUUCUGAGUUUCGAUCAGGGCCUGUUGCCAAAACAGUUAAGCACGAUGAUGAGGUCGAUGAAGAGCAUAAUGAAGGUUCUGUUGUACUCACUGGGAACAAUUUUGAUAGAAUUUCGCACCAGUACGUGCAUCCUAUUUUGGUAGUAAAUUUCUAUGCCCCUUGGUGCUACUGGAGCAACCGCCUGAAACCUUCAUGGGAGAAAGCUGCCAAAAUUAUCAGGGAAAGAUAUGACCCAGAGAUUGAUGGGCGUAUUCUAAUGGGGAAGGUUGAUUGCACUGUAGAAGUAGAAUUGUGUAGAAGGAAUCACAUACAAGGGUAUCCAUCUAUCCGCAUCUUCCGCAAAGGAAAAGAUCAUGGCCAUCAUGAACACGAGUCAUAUUACGGAGAUCGAGAUACAGAGACCCUAGUUGAGACAAUGGAGGAAUUGGUAGCGCCAAUUUCCGUGCAGUCUCAACAGGGUUCCGGUAGUCUGUCCACCGAAAAGAAAGAUGACACUAAAAGGCCAGCUCCUAAAUCUGGCGGAUGUAAAAUUGAGGGUUUUGUACGCGUGAAGAAGGUCCCCGGGAAUCUCCUCGUUUCCGCUCGUUCAGCUUCACAUUCUUUCGACCCUUCUCAGAUGAACAUGUCACAUAUUAUUUCUCAUUUCUCUUUCGGUAAAAAGAUUACCCCAAGGGAAAUGAGUGACAUGAAGCGUGUGCUGCCGUAUUUAGGUGGGAGUCAUGACCGCUUGACUGGCCAGUCAUAUAUCAGCAAUCCAAGUGAUUCUGAUGUAAAUGUUACUAUCGAGCACUAUCUUCAAGUUGUGAAAACUGAGGUCAUGACGAGAUCUUACAAAUUAGUCGAGGAGUACGAGUACACGGCACACAGUAGUUUGGUUCACAGUAUUCAGAUACCCGUGGCUAAAUUUCAUUACGAAUUAUCCCCGAUGCAGGUUUUGAUUACUGAAAACUCGAAAUCUUUUUCUCACUUCAUUACGAACGUCUGUGCAAUCAUUGGUGGGGUUUUUACGGUUGCUGGUAUACUGGACUCGAUUCUGCACCAUACUUUGAGGGUUAUGAAAAAAGUUGAAUUAGGGAAGAACUUUUGA
Messenger RNA from Striga hermonthica, 1437 nucleotides. NCBI's taxonomy places the organism in Eukaryota, Viridiplantae, Streptophyta, Magnoliopsida, Lamiales, Orobanchaceae. The record is from the annotation of a GenBank genome assembly.